GGGGUGGCGGGCGGGCGAAGAGGAGAGCGAACAGGAAGAGGAUGGCAGGGAAAAGGAACUGCUGAGCGGGGCCGGGGACCGUCGCCUGUCAGGUGUCGGAGGGAGGCGCUCGAAAGUGCACGGAGCUGCUUGGUUUUCCUUUAUUGCCCCCAUCCCCGCCGCUCGCUCUUCCAAGACUCUGCUCCACCGACUCCAAGCAGGCACUGAUUCUCCUCAGUGUAGUCUUGUAUGCUUUGGACAAAGGCGCCAAGUGGGGGUGAGUUGGGCGCCUCGUUUUUUGGUGUGUGGUGGUAGGGAUACUUCAUAGUCCCGCUGCAUUUGCACUACGUUUUUAUAGCACUUUAGGGAAAAAAAGCCUUUCUUUCCCGUCCUUUCGAUUUCAUUUAUAAGCUUGUGGUGGUGAAAUGAUUUGUCUUCUCUUGCCCUCCACUCGUUUCAAAUAGUGGUGUUAGGUGGUGAAGGCGAUAUACAAUCUGGAUCAUAGCUUAAGCUCUUUUAAAAGCUGAGCUGCCAAAGUAUGCUGGUAUGAAAUGCUAGGCAAGUCGUUCUUUUAAAAAACCGACAGCCUCCAAACCUGGCCUCUAGCUCAAGUCCUAAAGGCAGCCUUUUCCAAAUAGUAUUUCCACAUUUCUUUUGUUUCCUUCUUUUUCCUCCUCAGCACCAUCACCUGAACAGCUAAAACUUCUCUGGCAUCCUUUGUUAAGUUGUUGGACUUGGGAUCUCUUCCCAGUGAGAGCUGCAUAUCCUCAGUGACUCAUUUGGAUUCAUGAGAGUCUCAUUGCUGGGACACCUUCCGGACUACAUUCUUCAGCUCCUUGCCUGAAGGUGAAAAUCAUAUUAUUUGAAAACACCUGAAAAGUACUUGUUUGUUAGGGAAUGCAAACAUUUUAAAAAAACCUUUGUUAGCUUUUAUCUCAUUUCUCUCCCCUGGUCUUUACACAGAUAGCAAGGCUUCCUUUUUUUCUUUCUUGUCCUAAAUCUGUAGUAGCUCAGACAGGUUGAUUUUUGGUCCUGUAGGCUUUUGAUGUGGCCCUGCCCUAUAGCAUUCUUUUUGUGAAGAAGCAAGAGGAGAAAAGUGUGUGUGUAUACACUUCCCCCCUUUAAAACUUUUUGUUUGUUUGUUUACUGACACACAGGAUCUUGCUCAAUGAAGAAAGAGAAAACCCUGGGAAACGGUUGGGCAGCUUGAGCUGUGGAGGAAGUUUCUUGGUUUAAAGGGCUGCAUGAGCCACUUAAUCUACUAAGGAAAUGAAAAGAUUUUCAAAUCCUCUUCUUUAAAUCUGCUGCUUCUGGGGGAGAGGUUAACGGGAAAAGGUUCGGUUGCAGUGAGUUGCAACCAGCUGUUGACAGGCUUAGCAAAAGGUGAAAAGCAAAACUGCAAAGCUGGGGCUCCGUAGCGAGAUGAACAUGUUUUUGGGGGCAUGCGGGGAAGGCUCUGAGACUCUCCUACAUGGAGAAUUUGGUGCCCACCCCCCGAAGGGGACCCGCUACGCCCUCAGCCUCACGCGGACAGAGUUGCAUAUCCAGCGCCUGGUGCCCAAGCCAGAUACAGAUCACCGGACGGUGUUGCAGCUGAUUGAUGUGGUGGGCUGCCACACGAUGCGCAGCCACACAAUUGCAAACCAGUCAGCUUUCUUCAGUGUCUACGCUUACCCGCUGAAGAAGAGGAAGGUGGCGGUGAGCUCUGGGCGGGUGCGGCAGCGGACUGCGAGGACCUUUCAGGUGGACAGCGCAGAGUGCUACGAGGAUAACCUAAAAGUGGCUGAGAGGUGGGCAGCUGCCAUCAAGUGCCUGGUCUUGGGGAUCCCCAUCUCGAGCGAAACAGGUAAGGGAUGCCCUGCACAAUCCUUUGAGUGUUGCUUCUUGCCUAGAGAAACUAUGAGUCCUCGCUACUUACAAGUGGUAGCCUUUCCUAGACUCUGAUGCUUCACAUUGUAGGUGGGUUAUCACCAAUUUUUUUUAAUGCUUCACCUAUAAAAUCCUUCUUGCUUGUAGAAAACUGACCCAUCAGGGAGGUGUUCAAUGCUAGCCCUUCCCCUGAUAUGCUCCUCCCCACCCCCUCCAAAAUAGGGAAGUGUUUUUAAAAAAGCCCCUGCCAUGUGAUUUUGCCAAAUAUGUAGAGUUUGUCUAACACUCUCCUCCACAAAAUCAAAUAGGUUUACUACCGUGUCUCUGCUCCUAAUAUUGUCUUCAAGAACUCAGGAGACCUAGAUACCAAAAUCCCUUAGUUUUAUAAUGUUUUGUCUAUCCCCACAAUCUCUCUCUUGACUUAGAGAGCUGUUGGACUGAUUGUGGCUGGUGAGGUUUGUGGUCUGAAAGAUCUGGAGGAUGCCUGGCUAGCAAAGGCUGGCCUAGGUGGAGAUAUCCUGGAGUCCAUCCUCCUAAACCAGUAAUGCUGGCAGACCCUCCCUAUGAUUCUUGGAACCUUUAGCUUCUGCAGUAUUUUAUUAACUUAUUAAAUGAGAUACUUACUAAAUGACCCAGCUUAUCUUGCAGGGCAGAGGAUUAUAGUACUAAACUUGUACAUAACAUGAGAAUAAUUGUAAUACACAGAGUUUUGUAAGAUUCUUGCCUCUGGCACUACUGUAGUUUUUGGCUUUAUAGAAUGGGGUGUGUAGGGAGUUCAUAACAUUAGUUGAAAGGCGGAGAUGCUCUGAAAGUGCUCUUGCUGCGUUCUGUUCAAAUGAAGUUCCCCCUCUUUUUCCCUCUGUCUCAGAGCAGGGGUAGCCAACAUGGUGCCCUCCAAUGUUCCUGGGCUACUGCUCCCACUCUCGCUGACCAUUGGCCAUACUGGCUGAGGAUGGUGGGAGUUGGGAGUUGAACAACAUUUAAGGGGUAAGCUCAUGGGCAGAAUAAGGUCUGUACAUUUGCAGCAGAAGCUGGCAGUCUGUGAUGUCACAAACUCGCCUGCCAUCAACCUCGUCUACACCAGUGUAACUUCUAAAGUGGGUGGUGCCUUUUUAAAAAAACAAGAAUAAUGAGAUGAUAGAAUGAGUUUUUAAAACAAUAAAAGUGGUGCUGUCAAAUUAUCAUUUAUCACCCCCCCCCCCGCCAAAUCUUUCUACCUGAAGAGCAGGAAGAGGAAGACAAGACUGAUAACUGAACCCAGCAUUUGAUUUACACAUACUUAUGAUGUAAAAGUGGAUGGGAACCAUGUGGAGAAAAAUCUCCCAUGACUCCUUUAAAAAAUAAAAAUAAAGACUGCAGUUCCGUUCAUGCUUACCUCGGAUAAGUCCCUUUGAACUUCAAAUGUGCUUAUUUCUGGGUAGUGUAUAGGACUUCACUUACACAGGCUAUGUCUGCAUACACCUGAGAUAGUGGCAGGCUGGUUGUGGGACUGGCUUUUCCUGUGAGGCAGGGAUGGGACAUAUCUGCUUUCUAUAUUGCUGAACUCCUCAGCUCCCAUUAUCCCUGACCUUUGACCAAGGCUGGCUGGAGUGUCGGGAGCCCAGCCCUGUGCUGUUAGAAAUAGAGCUCUGGAAUCUUCCGUACCCGAAAUCCUUGGUGUUUGCUUUCACUUCCCCGAUUAAGGACGCGAAAAUGCAUUUUGCUAACAUUUCCUUCAACUGAUCAUAUUCCAAUGUUUAGCUAAAAUGCAUGAAGUGAAUACAGGACAAGUCAUACCUUCCAGCCAUCUAGAUGGAUAAACACCAGUUACCACCAUUCUGCCAUGUGCUGGGCUGGGUGGGUGUAUGUGUGUAUUCAUGUGUUGCCACGCUCAUUUUCUGGCUGCACCCACCACAGACAUGCUGAUUCCAGAUGGGCUUUUCCCAUCUGGGCUCUUCUGCUUGAAAAAAAAGAAGUUCAGCACCUCUGCUUUAAUUUGGCCCGUAAAGAGAACCCAGGGCAGGACUGUGUAGAUCUCAGAUCUUAGUAGUUUCCCUUGAGUUUGGUGGGAGUGUGAGUUUAAGUCGGCAGGUGGUCACCUGGGACAUUCUUGAGAGGCUCCCAGACCUAUUUUUCGCUCUGGACACUGUGAGGUGGUAAAUGCAGUCCCACCUUGGCCAUGUCCCUAAGCGUUGAAGGCUUGCCCUCCAUUUGCAAGGGGGACGACGACGAAAGGCUGCAGUGGGGGUAGGUGGGCCUGGAAGCAGUGUUCGGAAUUAGCCAGGGGCAUUUUGGCCUUGGCUAGCAGCCACUUGAGACCAAGUGACUACGCCUGGGUGCCAGGAUAGUGCCCGACAUCUCCACUAUCUGGAGGUGCAUGCUUGGGGAUCUUAACUGUUUUCACAAACUAAUACCACAUCCUGUAGAAUUCUAUCAGUUAUAUUUUAUCUGCACAGUCAGCAUAAAUUUCAGGAACUGAAAUGCUUUUUCUGUGCAGCCUGAGCAGGAGCAAUAAAUGACAUUAUAGUUAAUUGUUGUUACUUGUCUUCACCUGCCCCAACCCACUGUCCUGCUCACAGUUGUGAAGAAUCUCCUUAUGUUAUGAAUGGACCAUUAAGAAAAAGAGGAUGGAAUAGGCCAAUAUAUAUGUGGGCUAUCCCUGGACAAAGUGACCUUUCUUCUUUUAAUUUCUCGAAGCUUUUAGCCUAGCUCAAGGAUGUCAUCUGAACUAGCCAGAUGUUUAACUGAUAAUCAAUCACAGUCAGUCCAUCAUUUGAAAAAUAAGACUUUACCACCAUCUUGCCCCCAAAUGACAACUAGACAUUCCGUUUUGGCUACUGUAACCUUGGUUGAAGGAGCCAUUUGGUGCCUAGCUUAUAUGUCUGAGUUUCUAACCCUGCCUGGAAGUUAGGAAAGAAAAGCAAGUGGGGCCAAGGGAGUGGCUGAAACAUUGAUUUUCUCCUCAACCUGUCAAAACUUUACAGAUCUUAGCCAUUUGUCAGGGCUGUGCCUCCUUUACUGCAGGUUUGGCAACUCUCGUAUGCUUGUGUGUUUGUGGCCUUGUCUUCAAUGUGAAUACUUGCUUGGUUUCAUUUGCGUUGGGCAAUCUAUUAAAAGGGAUUAACAGCAUAAUAUUUGCCUAUCUCCAGGGCAGCUUUCCUCCUCUUGCAGUGCGUUUGCUUUCUCUGCUGGGCACAGGGGAGAGGGAGACUCCUUUGUCCUCCAUCCACUAGUCUUCUCACUCGCCUGCAAUGCAGCUCCUUUUCGCCUUUGGCUACCCAGGCUAGUGCUUCAAUACAAGGCUGGUCUGAAGUGGUACACAGUUCAUCCUGCCCACCUUGCAAUCUCCUAAGCAUUUCGUUCCUACCACAUGCUGGUGCUUUUGUAGAGUAGGCCUCCUUCCUCUUUUACAGGGGUGUGAUCAGGAGAGCUGAACCUGAGGCGUCUGUGUGAAGAGGACCCCACAAUACAAGAUGGGUGCUUUAGGACAUAUUUCGUGUCUAUCCCGUGGACUUUACAUAUACAUUGAGAACAGGCAUGGGAAUCUACUAUGUAUUUUGGAAAGCAUUUGGAUUUCACUUAAGAUAUUGUAACCAACUUUGGCAUGAUGAUUCCUGAGGUCAAGGAGCAGGUUUUUAUCUUAUGUAUGGAUAUAAUGGGUUGCCAUUUUGAAGCAAGAUGGGGGAUGGAACCUUUGAAAACCACUGUUUUUAACCACCUAUUUUAAAACUUCACUGGUAGUUUACUUUAUUAUUUUUUUAGUUUCUUAGAAUUCCUGAGCAAUGCCAGACGCAAGGCUGCUAGUGUAAGACAAAGCCCCAGAUUAACCUCAGAUUGGGGGCAUAGGAAAAUGGGAAAUGGAAUAAGGACCUUAUGGAGUCCAUUCAAGCAGGUGUGAACUCAAACCUUGACAGGGAAGUGGGGACCAACCUAAGCAUUUGCAGAGUAUCUGUUGGAGGAAGGGAAAGGGGGAGGGCACCAUUGCUGCCCACUGCAGAGCCCCUCCCCCAUGCCGCCAUGCACCCUCCUUGUGUGCUGGUUAGACCUUCUGUUAUGAAAGGCAUCAUAAUAGAAGAUUGGAGAUCUAUAAAGAGGAUUAAAUGUGUGGGUGGGAGGGUGGGUAUUUUGAUUGUGCAGAGUUGGCAAUCUGUUCCUGCCCGAGGCGCAGCACACCUGGACCUUCAGCCUAUACAAACAAUACUACUGGGGGUGAAAUUGAUCAAACAGGCUCCAAGGCACGAUGUUGGAUUGUGCAACCAGACUUCAUAUGGCACUGUUCUUGGUAAUUUAGGUAUACAACUUCUUGUUGGUGGACUACUUGUUCCAAUAACGGUUGCGAUGAGGGAUAUUAAAGGGCAGCGUUCCCUCCUGAGUAACCAAACACUUUUGUCCUGGGUGCUGCUAAGGCCUAUGCUCUGCCAUUGCGGACAGUUGGCCAGAUUUGGUUGAAAAGAGGUGAAGUUUGCCACAGAAGUUCCAGGAGAAGAGUUCUCAAGUGAGCGUAGUUCAUCUGUUUGAGAGAAGCUGGGUAGGCUGAAGAAGGUGGAUACACAAUGAAGUCUGGAAGACAUUGAAAAGAGGCUCACCACUUCAAGGCUGUUGACUGUCCUCCACACACACUCCUGGUUGCUGUUGUUGAUGGCACUGUUAAAAAAAAAAAAGAAUACUAGGUUGCUUGACCUGUUGACUGUAUAGCCAAGCACUUAGGAAACCAAAAAUAAUGUCGCUGCCGGAAGGGUUACAGUUAGUAUGAGGAACGGUUGAGAGACUUGGGUAUGUUUAGCCUGGAGAAGAGAAGACUGGGAAGUAAAUAUGUCAGUCAUCUUCAAGUAUAUGAAGGGUUGUUCGUUUCAUGGAAGAUGGUUCCAUAGCUUGUUUUUCUGUGACUCCGGAGGGAGGACGCGAACCAGCAGAUUCAAAUGACAAAGAAAGGAGAUUCCAGACAAACUUUAGGAAGAACUGUAUGACAGUAGGAGCAGUUUGACAGUGGAAUGGACUACCUCAGAAAGUGGGAUCUCCUUCACUGAAGGCUUUUUAACAGGUUGGAUAGCCAGCUGCUGGGGAUCGUUUCACUCUUGAUUCCUGUACGGAAGGCAGCUAGACUAGAUGAGCCUUGGGGUCCCUUCCUUCCGAGUCCACAAUUCUGCGAUUUUAAACCCACUGCGAACGGCCCUACAAAAUGGCGUUCAGCCUGGCAUAGCUUUGAACUGCAGAAGCCUUUCCUUUGCAUCACUAGCAAUGGUUGUGGGGACCAAUUCAAAAGCUGGGAGCUGCUCUGCAAAAGGGGCAACUGAAAAAUUACUGCAAAGUGUCAGCUGGGGAAAGCCACAACACCAUUUCCAAGGAAAUUACAUGAUAGCAUGAAAAAUAUGUUUCCGAAGUGAUAAGAGCAGAAGAAGAGGCCUGUUGGGUCAGGCCAAUGGUCUGUCUAGUCAAUUACACUGUUCUCACACUGGCCUGUGAGAAACCCACAAGUAGCACAAGCACGCUCCCCCUGCCUCCAUGGUUUCCAGCAACUGGUGUUCAGAAGCACUACUGCCUCAGAGUCAAAGCAGAUACUUCCAGUUGUAUACCUAGAUGGGCAACCUGUGCUCCCCCCCCCCUUUACCUAUUAUGAAAGUCUCUGUGUCAUUUUAAAUUAAAGUGCACAAGUUUUAAGUACUCCAUUGUUUUUCUUUCUUGCUUGCGUAGUACUUUCUGCUGCUGACACUUAAUUGCAACACUUAACAUACUGUAUUAGUUUUCUUCACUGCACUGUGAUUAUAACAAUUGCACCUUUCUAUUUUAAUAUUUCUCACGUGAACCGGAACGAAGCCUGUGCAAAACUGGUUACUGAGCAUUGAUUGGCCUGAAGCUGGAACCACCUCGGCUGCAGCUGAACCAGAAUGGAAAUAAAAUAUUUAGUGGCUUGAUCCCCUGAAGUUGAUAUUUUAGUAGGAGGGGACUCUAAACACGCAAGUGGAGAAGGACACAUCUUCAUUGCCCCCGCCAUUUAAUAGAGCCACUAGGCCUAACCUGGUGCUUGGAAACUCAGUGUGUGUGAAAAGCACUUUCUGCUUAAAUAAGACAGCAUCUCUUUUCCAGUUCCUUGUUGCUGUGUGUAUAUAUAUCCCUCUUUGUGUGGCCUCUUGUGCUGAAAAGCGUUACUAAGAUGCAAGCUUGCAUUCUUAAGGGAUUUCUGCUUUUGUUUGUGUGUGGAACAGGCUUCACGAUGCCCUCAUGAUGAUUAGAGGUCUUUAAAUCUAAAGAUUAAGUUGAUUUUUAAAGAGUAACAAAAUGGUUGCCUUUCAUCCCACUUAACAUGGCAAUAAUAUGCCCAUCUCCACAGUUCCCUUGCAGGUGUUGUUGGACUGCAACUGCCGUCAUCCUUGACCAUUGGCCAUUCUGGCUGAUGGGAGCUGUAGUCCACCCGUGUCUGGAAGACUCAUUGGUAGCACCCAUGAGUGCUGCUAGGUCAGUGGAGGCUGAGAAGUGGCUGGCCUCAGCAGACCAGAGAGGAACGUCAGGCAGCAAUGUGGAUAGGUGGCCUGGGAAUGAAUGGGACUGAGCAAGAGAUCUAGAAGGCAAGAUGUGAUUGCGGUAGCAAAUAAACUGUGAGAAAGACUAUGAAUUGUGGGAGGCCAGGAUGUUCCAGCGUGGAUUCUGAUGUCUUAUCACUGUUCAGAAUUGCACCUGGUUGGGAACAAAUUAACAUUUACGUGACUUGUGUGGGGUGGUUUUAUCAAAGGAUGUGAUGGAAUCCAGGCUGCAUAUCUUUAUUACUGUGAGAGUGAGAGGUAUCUGUCUGUCUUUUUUCCACAAGUGUGCCAAAAGCAAAUAGGAAAAAGCUAACCACUUGCUGGAGAAACGCCAAAACCAUCUUAACAAGUUCUGCAGGGGCACCUGCCAACUUUUAGAAAUGGGAAAGACUUACGUUGGGUCUGGUCAAUGUUCUGGCUCUCCCUGUCCAGUGUCUGCCAUGAGCUGAAGAUUGGCCUUGGCUUUGCCAAAACAACUUCACAGCUCACUUGAAGGGGCCUGGCAGAAUUAGUUGGUAUGAUUGGGAACUUCUACAUCAGGCAUGUCCAACUCCCAAGAGACUGCGAUCUACUCCCACUAUAAAAAAAAUUGGCAGUGAACAACUUUGGAAAGGCAAAGUUGAGAUUUUUUUUGUGGGGGGGAGAUCAUUCAGGGUCAGGAGAUCGACCUGUUGGACAGGCCUCUUCUACAUGCACAGCUGUGUGGGGGACCUUUGGCUCACCAGAUGUUGCAGAACAACAGCUCUCAACAUCCCUGUCCCUUGACUGUGUUCUCUGGAGCUUGUGGGAGUGUAGGCUGCUCUGAUCAUUUUGCAAGAGAGUCAGAAUAUAAAUUAUUACUUAUGAAGUGCUUAAGGGUGCAAUUGUACCCUUGAAUUACGCCAGCUGAGGCAUAUAGGACAGGGGUGGACAAUAGCUUGUUGCUCAGGGCAGGCAUAGGCAAACUCAGCCCUCCAGAUAUUUUUUUGGCCUACAACUCCCAUGAUCCCUAGCUAGCAGAACCAGUGGUCAGGGAUGAUGGGAAUUGUAGUCCCAAAACGUCUGGAGGGCCGAGUUUGCCUAUGCUUGGCUUAGGGAGCCGCAUUCCUUUUCUGUGUAUGGUGUGUCCCAAAACAGUGGGUUGAGAAUGGCACAAGACCUGCCUGAAGGGUUGCCUUGAUCCACAUGGACUCGGGGAUCAUUAUCGUCCUGUGUGUUGAAACUCCUGGGACUAUUUCACCAUCAUUGUGAGUGCUUUCACUCUCUCUGUUGUUCAUGGGCACAAGGUUGGCCCAUGGGCACAACACAGUCCUUACGUAAUUCCCACUGGCAAUAUUUACAGGAAUGCUGGAGGACAUCUCUUGCGUUAUUACUCUGUAGACCCUAUUUGCAUUUUCUGGCUGCAUGUUGUUGUUUUUCCCCUCCUCUGGGAAUCGGGACGGGCAUCAGGGGUGGGCAUUGCUGGGUUGCUGCCAAGAGCCCCACCCUUGUGGGUCCCUAGGGUGCCCUGGUUCUGCAGCAGCUCCUGCUUUCUCUGCUCCGAGCAGAGUGGAGGGAACCUUUGGCCCUCUGGAUGUUGAACUACAACUCCCAUCAGCCCCAGCAAGCACAACCAGUGGCCAGAUCCUAAGAGUGAGGAAAUGAAGCAGCAGUUCCCUCUUGCCUGUUGUACAGAUCAUGGUUGUACAGCAGUGCCUCCCCCUCCCCCUACCAUAGAUAGCCGUGCCCUGGCUAAGCACACCUGUCUUUGUUACUGUAAUGUUUGAAAGGACUCAUUUUAUUGUAUAUUUUAAUCAUGGGUUGCUAAUGAUGGUUUUGCAUACUUUAAUUCUGUUUAAUUCUGUUUAUACUUCAGUGUUUGAUUGGGAUUGUUUUCUUUAGGUUACUCUUUGCCUAGCUGGUUUUUCUACAUUGCAAACCUCUCAGAAGCCGAUUUUUUGGGCACUUAAGUGAUUUUAAGAAAAGGCGCUGAUCCUUCCCGCAGGCUUCCAUAGUCCAGGGAUGAAGACACCCCGGGCCCAGGUGUCAGCAUCUGGCAUUCUCCUGCAGCUACCUGGCUCCAGCCCCCUUCCCCCCCACCCACAAUUGCUGAUCCCUGCACUGGGAAGGAGGGCACCCAUGCUAACUUUCCAGCAAUGGCUCAGAGCACUUGAUAUAGUUUGUUUCGGGCUUCUUUGGGUAGCCACAUCUGCCACCCAGUAAGGUCGCAGCAGCCAAGUUGCAGUGGUGACAGUGACAACACACACAGCCAAGGGCCUCCUUAAACCUGGACAAGACAUAUUAGGGAGCCAGGGAAAUGAAUAAGUAGUUUCUCACCAAUGUUUUGGGACUGUGUUUGUGCUGAGUAAGCACAAACUACAAAGAAAUUGCAGGAAGCAAUUCUGUUUGUUAUUAUGUGUAUAAAUCACACCUUUCAUCCAAGGAGCUCCCAGUGGGGUGUGUGUGGUUCUCUCCCUCCAUUUUAUCCUCACAACAAACCUGUGAGGUAGGUUUAGGCUGAAAGACGGUGACUGGCCCAGAGUUCACCCAGGAAGCUUUGUGGCUGAGUAGGGAUUUGAACUCUGGUCUCCUAGAUCCUAGUCUGGCACUCUAACCCCUGUGCCACACUGGAUGUCAGUGCCCCAUUGCUGAUUUUGCCUAAUGUCUCCCCAUCCUUUACUCAGAGUCUCUUGCAAGGAAGCCCUGACAGAUUAGGUCGUGGAACAUUACAAACUUAAAGCUGUUUUCCCCACCCCAAAGUGUGGCACUUUUUAUUUUUCUUCCCCCGCGGCGCCCCCAGAAUAAAUGGCAGCUUUGCAGAAAAACAGCAACAACAACCAGCCACCUUAUAUUUUGGACUAUCAGUGCCUGUUAGCCACAGUGGUUUCAUUUUUUACCUCCACUGUCAGAGGCACCAUUCCUCUCAAUAUCAGGCGCUGGGAAUCACAAAUGGCACGAGUUGCUGUUGCUCUCAUGUCCACCUUGCAGGCUCAGCUGCGGUGAGAGCAGGAUGUUGGAGAAGAUGGGCCAUUGGCCUGAUUCAGCAGACUCCAAUUGCGUUCAUGCUAAGUAAUUUUUGUCUCUGGACUGAACAGAGCCUGUAGAUGGCCUUGUAGAGUCCUUCACUCCCUUCAGAACAUGGUGACACAGCCUUGCUUCCUUUAGCAGGUGUGUGUGUGCGUGCGUGCGUGCGCUACUGCCCACCCAAUGGAGCGAUGCCCCCUGGGUCUUGAAUCACCAAGCCCUGCCCUGGUGGCGCAGCAGGUGGGCCGGCAAAGGCUAGCCAGAGCACUCCUCUGUGCCCAGUGUAGAAAGCGAGUCUGCCCUUAAAGGAGAACAGUCCCUUCCUGCAACACCCCAAGCAUGGUAAUGUAGUGGCAGGGGUAGCCGAACUCUCCAUCCUUCCUCAGCCUGGAUUGUAGAGAUGGUAACUUUCCUGGCCUUAAUAAUAAUAAUAAUGCAUUAAUAAUAAUAUAUUACUUAUAGCCUGCCCAUCUGACUAGGUUGCCCCAGCCACUCCUGGGCAGCUUGCAACGUAAUAAAAACACAGCAAAGCACCGCACAUUAAAAAACUUCCCAAUACUGGAAAAUUUAUAGUAGUAGUUUAUCUCCUCAACAUCUGAUGGGAGGGCGCUCCACCGGGAGGGCGCCACUACCAAGAAGGCCCUCUACCUGGUUCCCUACAACUUCACUUCUUGCAGUGAGGGAACCACCAGAAGGCACUCGGAGAUGGCACAUCUAUCUAUGCACAUAGCUCACAGUGCAACCUCGCCUCUCAUUACCCUAAGCAGUCCGGAUCUCCCUCAUGUGCCACGCAUGUUAUGUGCUCUUUCAUCCGUGUCCCAGAUUGCAGUGCAGGUGGCUUUUCGUUUCAUUCCCCAGAACCCUGUGGGAGCCACUGAGGACGGAGCCAAGUUCCUGUUUUCACAACCCUGCCUCUUCAUCAGCAAGGCCUCCUCGCAGAUUGCAUUCAUUCUCAGGGCAAAACAUUCCCAUGGGUAUCUCCUGCACGUGCCUUUCCCACUGUUUUCUCAUAAAACUGGAUACCUGUAUGCAUACUCUGCCCUCAACACAAGAAGGAAGGGGAACAAAGUUGCUGCUAUCAUUUCUUGUGAAGCAUUUUUCUCCCUGUGGCCUGGCUCACUUGGGGGCAUAUAGGCCUCUGGCAUUGUUGGACUAGAGCUCCCUUAAUCCUUUACCACAGGCUGCGCUGGCUGGGGCUGAUGGGAGUUGGAGUCUAACGACGCCAGAUUCAGGAAUGCUGCUUUACCUCAUGAGAGCUAGUCCUGACCUUUGGGCCCUCAGAGAACAAAUUUUUCUGUCUUAUUAUGAGUCCCCUUAGCCUUCUUAUCUUCAGGUUAAACGUGCUCUUCAGCCUUGCCUUGUAGGACUUGUUUUCCAUAUCCCUGACUAUUAUUUUCCAUUAGACAUGUUUUUAUUUGUCACAAAGGUUGGCCACGCACAAAACCCUUCACCUGCAGUCCACAUAUUCUACAUAUUUUACAUAUUCUUGAUUUACCUGCCCAUUGUGGCUAGUGAAAAGGGUCAGUGAAGUGGGCAAUGCCUCGCUUCAGGAGUGAGUUAUGCCCACCUCUUAAAGAGGUCCUCCCUGGACCCAGAGGCUUAAAAAAAAGGGGGGGAGCUCCAGUCCCUUAUAUUCUUUAUAUGUAAGAUGCAAGUUUUUAAAAAUGCAAAUUCCUGGUCGGGUCGGGUGGAUAUUAAAUGGAAUCAGAGAAGGCACUGAGGGAGGAUUUAACUCUCUUCUGCUCCCCCUGUCAGCAGCAAAACUAUUACAACAGGGAGGAAAUUAGAAUUGUAGACUUGGAGGGGACCCUGAGGUCAUCCAGCCCAACCCCCUGCAAUGUUUAAAUUGCCUCUCGCAGUUUUGACACCUAAUGGCUUCCCCUCCCCAAAGUAUCCCAACGUUGUGAAAUUUGGCUCAAAGGAAUACCCUAAUGAAUGCUCUGUCUCUACAUCUCUUUAAAGUUCAUCUUGUUCCUCUUUGUAUUGAAAUGGGCACAAGCUCUUCUCGUUGGGUGUUCCCUCCAGAAUUAUGAAAGGAGUUCAAGAUACCUGAAAGUCUUAUGAAAGCCUUGCGCCACUGAAUGCAGCUGGCCGCGACCUUGGCUGCACAGCGAAGUGCUACCUUCAGUUUAGGUACAGCCCAGAGAGCGUUUGGCCUCCCGCUUGGCAUAACCAGUUAUGCUCUGUGGGUAUUUCCAAAUUAGUAUCUGCCUUCCAAGAUGGAUUAGUUAUUUUGGAGCCUCAGGCUGCAGAGCUUCCUUCCUUAGUUAUUAAGGCUUCCUGCCUGCCUGGAUGCUUUUUUAUCUCAUGUGUUUUUGCCCUUGGAAAACUAGCGGGAAGUCUGUAGUGGUGGGGAUUCCCAUUUCUAGGUCACAGCCUCAUGCCAGGAACAGUCAGCAUUUCGAGAUGAUUCCAGCGGAGACUGUAGAGCUACACCAUCCUUUUAAAAACACAUGGUUUCCCCCAGAGAAUCCUGGGACUUGCGGGGUUGUUUUUUCCCCUGCCACAGCAUUGCAGCCCUGGAGCCAAAGCCAGCCUGCUACCUUCUUCUCAGCCAGACUUUCUAGUUUAGUUAAAAGGGUUCUGGGAAUUCUAGUUCUCUGAGGGCUGAGCUACAGUUUCUUUGCUUUAAAUGUAUGGUGUGGCUCGGGCUAAGAGGAAGGCGCUGGGUGUGUGUGCAGGUUAGCGAGGGUUGAUACUCUUGUAAGGAAUGGCUUUAAAAAGACAAGCAACCUAUAUAAGGCACCUAUAUAAGGAUGAGGAGGAGUGAUACUUCCCCCGCCCUGAAAGCUAAAGGUGGCAUGGCAGCUAUCAUUAGUCAUGGUGAGCAAACACAGUUUUAAUUUCUGUCUCAAUUACACUAUUUGUGGUUAAACAUUAUUUCUGGGUUUUCGGUGCCCUGUAAAGGCUAGCGAAGGUGAGACCACGGUUUUUGAAAAAAGCACAUACAUGAAUGAAAACCACAGGAAAUGAUGACUCUCAGUAUCACCUUUAACUCUCCUGAAAAUCUGUUUGUGGUCUAAGUGACAGCUCCCUCCCCAGAGUCAGCUGCAUAUUGCAGUACCAUAAGAAGUCACUGUAGAAACAAGUGACUUUAAACUAGAGGCCACUGCAAAUAUGAGCUUUCCAGGGUGUGUGUGUGUUGUACAUCCCAGUGAUGAACAGAAAAUGUGUCUGGGAUUGCCGGUUAAUGUCUAAGAAUACAUGAACGCUUUCAGCCCCACCCAUGAAAACUGGAAAUGGUAUUUGUGUGAAUGUCAGCAUCCACCCUUGUUUCUCUUGUGGUGCUCACUGGGGCUACACUGUUUAGCAGAUUAAAUGUUCUACAUUAGUAGAUAUUAAAAAUAAAUAAAUCUGUUGAUCAGGCUCAAGUGGCAGCAGGUUUGGAAACAAGGUCAGCCAACCUUUAAAAAACAUGGUUUUUAAAGAAUUCUUUAUUCCUUUGUAAGAACUUGAAUAAAAAUAAAGUUAAAAAUACAUCACUUUGAAUAAACAGAGGGAAAGAACAGACCUAAGGUCCUUUAGACAUACAAGAUAGCUGGUUUGACUCAGCUGGGUGGAGAAUGCCUUAUAAAAAUGUUAUUUUUUUAUGUGCUUACUUUGACGACAUUUUCAUCCUGCCCUUCCUCCAAGGGCCUUGUACUUCUUCCACCUCCAUUUAAUGUUCACACCAACCCUGUGAAGUAAGGUGAGAUGGAGUGAGAGUGACUUGCUCAAGGUUACAUGGUCAAUUUCAUGGCCGAGUGAGGAUUUGAACCUGGGUCUUUCCAGCACGCUAAAUCCCUCUGUGACACUGGCUUGAGAAAACAAUUUUUUACUACAAGUGCUUAUGGAAAAAUCAUGGGUGGAGGCUGUGCCAUUGCAAGAGAAGCAUUUCCUGCUUCUUUUGCACCAAGGAAGGCUUGCUUCUGCUCAGACAAUUACAUAGAUCAACUAUCAAAACAAAGAAAGCAUCUUCAGAACUAUUGUUUUAUUCAUCCAGGUAGACGGAAUCAGUUCAGACUUGGUAUAAUUUAUUGACUAGAUUUCUUUGAUCAGAUUUCCACUUUAGUUUUCCAGACAUUCACAGCAGGCAUCUGGGAUCAGCAAGCCUCCACAGGCAAAAGCUAGCAACGACCACAGUUUGGGCAUUUGCCUCCAAUGUACAGUCGUACCUUGGAUCCUGAACGCCUUGGUAAUCAGACGUUUUGGUUCCCGAACGCCACAAACCCGGAAGUGAGUUUUCUGGUUUGCGAACAUUCUUUGGAAUCCGAACGUCUGACGGGCUUCCACGGCUUCCUAUUGGCUGCAGGAGCUUCCUGCAGCCAAUCAGAAGCCAUGCUUUGGUUUCCGAACAUUUUGGAAGUCGAAUGGACUUCCAGAAUGGAUUCCGUUCGACUUCCAAGGUAUGACUGUACAUUGUUAGGGCAUGAACUCCCAGCUACCCAUGUCACGUGGGAAUGCACACUUGCUGUGUGAAUGUCUUGCAGUGUCACGAGCACUUCUGAAAUCGGUUUUGUGGUGUGUCUGUCAAAUGUGUCAUGCAGAUAUUUACUUAUUUUUAUUUAUUAAAUUUGUAUACCGCCCUAUACCUGUAGAUCUCACAACAUAAAACUACAAUAUAAAAAACACAAAAGAUAUAUAGACAAAGACAACCCAAUAAUCCCCCCUUCCACAACACACUUAAAAGGGCCUUAGAUGUCAAUCAGCCAAAGGGAAGGGUUGAAGGGAAACGUUUUCAUCUAGUGCCUAAAGUUGUAUGAUGAAGGCACCAGGUGAGCCUCUCUGGGGAGAGCAUUCCACAAAUGGGGAGCCACUGCAGAAAAGGCCCAUUCUCGUGUUGGCCCCCUCCAGACCUCUCGUGGAGGAGGCACACAAAGAAGGCCUCAGAGGAUGUUUGCAAGGGCCAGGUAGGUUCAUAUGGAGAGAGGAGGUCCUUGAGGAGCCAGCCCCCUCCCAUGGGACUGGACUCCUAUUGGCCCCAGACAGUGUGGCCAGUGGUCAGGGCCGGUGGGAAGUGGAGUUCAACAUUAUCAGGAGGGUCAGAAGUUCCCCGGAUCUAUAGUAAUGUGUGAAGCUGGUCCUUGAUGCCUUAAUAAUAAUAAUCAGUAGCAGCAAAGCUUUACCGCACAGGCAGCUGCUUGUUUUGCAAGAAACUUGUUUUGUUUGAGCAGAUGCAGCUCAAACAGGGGAAAUGAAACACCUGAUUAGUUCACCCUCUUCUCUCCCCUCAAACCAGAGAUCAGCCGCAGCCUCCUGCCCCGUCCCCGUCGCCUGCUCCUGCUGCUGAACCCCUUUGGAGGCAAGGGCAAUGCCCUGCAGUGGUGCCAGAAUCACAUCCUCCCCAUGAUCACAGAGGCUGACAUCGGCUUCAACUUGAUCCAGACAGGUGAGGUGGCAGCAGAAGGAAGGUGGCCUUCAAGGGGAAGGGGAAUGGAUGCUGUGGGGGGUAAGAACAUAAGGAGAGCCAGCUGGACCAGGACAGAGACCCGUCUGGCCCAGCAUCCUGUCCUCACAGCUGCCAGCCGGAUGCUAGUGGGGAACCCUCCGAGCUGUGGUUUCCAGCAAAUGGUAUUCAGAAGUAUUGUUGCUUCCCACUGUGGACGCAGAGCGUGGGUGUGAAUUUGUCUAAUCCUGUUUCAAAGCCAUCUAGCUUGGUGACCAUCAGCUCUUCCUGUGGAUGUGGGGAGAGGAAACACAGCCUGUAGAUGGAUUCAAAAGUGGAGUUGGGGGGGGGUUAGACAAAUUGGAGGAGGCUGGUUCUUAUUGGUGACUCUGAGCCAUACUAGCUCAAUGGAGCCAGCGUGUUUAGGGGCAGUCUAUCUUUGAAUAUAAGACAACGGGGGAUCUACAGAAAAGGAGGGCUGCUGUCAUCAUCAUGCAUUUGUUGUGGGGCUCUUUUUUUACCGAACUAGCUGGGCUACUCUUAAGUACUUUAGUGAAACUCAGUUAGAAAUGGGAACACAGCAAUAUUUGGGAACAGAUACUUUUGUUUACUCCUGCCAACCUAGCAGUUCGAAAGCACGUCAAAGUGCAAGUAAAUAAAUAGGUACCGCUCCGGCGGGAAGGUAAACGGCGUUUCUGUGCGCUGCUCUGGUUCGCCAGAAGCGGCUUAGACAUGCUGGCCACAUGACCCGGAAGCUGUACGCUGGCUCCCUCAGCCAAUAAAGUGAGAUGAAUGCUGCAACCCCAGAGUCGGUCAUGACUGGACCUAAUGGUCAGGGGUCCCUUUACCGUUACCUUACUUUUGUUUAAACAAAAAACAGCAGCAGUAGUAGUGGUGGUGGUGGCGGCAGCUAGGCAAGAGCCAUAGAACCUGUGAGCCAUAAGUUCCUGGUUGAAAUGUUGCCUCGGCCACCAACUUGCUAGGCAAACAGCAGCCUCAGUCCUUCUGUACAGCAACCUGUGACAAGGGGGUAAUAAUCCUAGAUUACGGAAAGAAGGUAUGCCAAGCUUCUUGAGCACUUAAAUAGCUCUUAACUCCUAAGUAAUCAUUAGCAUUAAAUGCUAGAAAGUUAAAUGUAUAUUCAUCUUCUAAAUGUAUAGCCUCAAAGCUUUCGAUCACAGCAGCAAUAAAUUGUGAUGCCCAUCCGUUUAUAUUUGUAUAAUGUAUAUGUACAUGCAUGUAUGCAUGCACACACACACACACACACACACACGUAUGCAUGCAAAUAUAAUUUCAGCAGCAGCAAUACUAAUUUCUCCCAAACAGUUUGCUGUUUCCAUUCACUUGUAGACAGCCGCUUAGGACAAGACAUAGAGAACAGGUCAAAAUCGUAUCCUGGUGGUCAGCCGCUGAAUCAGUUUCUUCGGGUGGGAGUGUGGCUUUGAAUUGCUACUAAUCUGUAUGCUAUUUAUUCCUUUUCUGGCCCAGAGAGACAGAACCAUGCCCGGGAGCUGGUACAGAACAUCAACUUGGCUGAGUGGGAUGGCAUUGUAUCCAUUUCAGGAGAUGGGCUUCUAUAUGAGGUAUUGUUCACAAAGUGCUAGCCAAGGCACUGGCCUUCCAGCCUCCUGGAACCUUCCCCUUAGGCUACUCACUAGGGUUUAUUCCUGUUACUUGUCUCCUGAGUUGCCCUUUUGUGCUCCCUUAGAACUGUGGCACAUAAGACCCAAUUCAUUGCUUUGGGGCAUGUGUGUGAAUGUCCUGGUGUACUUCUUCUUUUGAAUACUGCAUCAAAAAAGCCUGACUCAGAUUUUUGCAAAUUAGAGCAGUGAAGAAAAUGCAUGAUAGGCUUUGGUGCCCCUGUUUGGGUUUUGAACUUGUUAUCUUCAGGGACUUUCCAGGGCCCAGAACCUGCGACUAGAACCAGGCCUAGAAUUCCCCCCAGCCCUCCCUUUACAAGGCACGUUGCUGGAAUGGAUCAAAAGCGGAAGGUCCAGCUGUCUUUGCUCUCCCAGUUCCUUAAGUGAGAGAAUUUUGGGUUUCUUGGAUCAUGAAUUUGCAGACUGCUGUUCUUGCCCCCCCCCCCAACACACAUCCCAUUUCCUGCGUUAUUAGGAUUGUAGGUUAUGAAUACUUUCCUAUCUCCUCCUUCCUUCCUUCCUUCCAGGUGAUUAAUGGCUUGAUGGAACGGCCGGACUGGGAAGAAGCCAUAAAAAUGCCCCUUGGUAUUCUCCCUUGUGGGUCUGGAAAUGCAGUAGCUGCAGCCAUAAACUUCAGAGCUGGGUAAGUGGGAAAGCUUAAUGGAUCUGCUUAGUCCACCUUCUUGCUUAUUUUUUUUAAAAAAAUAUAUUUAAAUUUGUAUUUGUUGGUACCAAAGUUGCUUCAUAUUGCUGUUUUUGGGUUGUGUUUGCACUACAAAAGCUUUCCUACAAAGAAACUGCAGCAGUGAUUGUAUUAUUUCGUACCAUUUUUAUCCCACCUUUUCCUCCAAGGAGCUCAAGGUGACAUGCACACAAUUCUCAUCCUCACAGCUUAAGCUGAGAGGCAGUGACUGGCCCAAGGUCAUACAAGUGAGCUUUAUGGCUGAGCGGGGAUUUGAACCCGGGACUCCCAGGUUCAGUACACUAACCGCUGCACCACACGGGCUCUGCACCACACCACUUCUGGGAAGCAGGGGGGUAGGCUAUACUUGGGGCUCCAUCUUCAGCCGGACCUGAUCUCUACUUUUGGAUAUGUGAAGGUGAUGCAUUUAAGAAUCCCUGCAAACAUACACAGACUGCUGCUUUUUUAGCUAAUUAGGCUCCCACUUACCUGGUACUGGUUGGCAGGGCUUCCAGGCCAGAUUGCAGUUUCAGAGCUGGCUGUUCUACUUGCUGCAGUAAUUUUGAGCAAGUAAUUUUGCAUUUUCAAGGGUAGGGAGCAAGUUGCAUCAGCAGCUUGGCCAAUGCUGAGAACUAAUUACCGUAAUCAUGGUCAUUAUUUAUUCUGCUUUCAUCCUGCCAUUCCUCCAAGAGGUUUAAAGCAGGAUACAAAUUUUUCCCUUUUAGUCUCGAAACAAACCCUGUGAGUUAUGAAAGUUUAAUAAAAAUUUAAUAAUAAACAAACAAACAAACAAACAAACCCUGUGAGGUGUAGGCUGAGGCUGAAGGAGAGGGACUGGUUUAAGGUUAGCCAGUGAGAUUCUCGGAUGGAUAUGGAUUUGAACCUGGGUCUACCCAGGUGUAGUCCAGCAUUCAAGCUACACUUGUGUCUGGGACACUUUAUAUUAGUCCGGUCGUACCUCGGCUCCCAAACGCCUUGGAAAUCGAACAUUCCAACUCCCGAACAAUUGAAAACCGGAAGUGAGUGUUCCAGUUUUCGAACAUUCUUUUGUAAGCCGAAAGUCUGAACGGGGCUUCCGUGGUUACCGAUUGGCUGCAAGAUCGACUUCCAAGGUGCACCUGUACACCACUCUUCAUCCAUAGAUCUCAGGGUGGUUCACAGCAUAAAGCUGCAAUAUAAAAACCACAAAUGCAUAGUAAAAAUAAGAACAACAAAUCAAUAUCCCGCCCCCCUUCCACAACACAUUUAAAACGGCAUCAGAUGUCAAUCAGCCAAAGGCCUGGUUGAAGAGGAACGUUUUCGCCUGACGUCUAAAGGUGUAUAACAGAGCUUGCCAAACUUUGUGUUGCAAUAUGCUAGUGUGUCAGCUGCAGUGUGUAGGUGAGUUGCGCGAACCCUCCCCACGCUCCUCCGGGGCUGGAAAGGGGUUAAUUUAACCUCCAGUUUGCUAGAAAAACUGAAUUACUGUGUCACAAAAUGAUGCCUGUCUAAAAAGUGUGUCUCCAGCUCAGAGGAUGUUCGCAGGGUCCAUGUAGGUUCACAUGGAGAGAGGCAGUCCUUGAGGUAUUACGGCCCUGAGCUAUUUAUAUCUUUCUUCCUCAUUUUGCACAUGCAGCUAUUGUUCGCCGGCUAAACGGAAAUGUAAGUGCUACUGUUGCCCCGUGACAGAUGCAGCCUUUGCACCCCACAUUGCGGCAGUGUUUGUCCCCCCCUCUCUAGGGAGCCUCUCACCAUUUGAUUGCAUGUGCAAGUGAGCUUCUCCAACCCUGACACAUUUCUCACUCUGUCGGGCAGGUUUGAGCAGACCUUGGGCCAGGAGCUGCUCACAAACUGCACCCUCCUGCUUUGCCACGGGGCGGUGACCCCCUUGGACCUGGUGUCGGUCACAACCGCGUCGGGCUCCCGUUCCUUCUCCUUCCUGAGCGUGGCCUGGGGCUUCAUCUCUGACGUGGACAUUGAGAGCGAGAAGUUCCGGCACAUCGGCCCGGCUCGCUUCACCUUGGGGACGAUGGUCCGCCUGGCCUCCAUGAACACUUACCGGGGGCGUCUCUCCUACCUGCCCGCCCUGGAGGGCACUGCCCACCGCCCCAUCUUGCGCAGCAUCACCAUGGCGGCCAACGGGAGCCUCCCCUUCCAGCACGGGCCGCUCCACCGCACCGUCUCUGACCUGGGCCUGUGCAAGGAACGCCACGCCCUCUGCUUCCAGGAGGUGGAGCCUGCCGACGAGCCCACCCCCUCGCCCAGCUCCCCACCCUCUUCCUCUAGCUUCCACUCUUCCAGCUUCAGCUUUGAGAACCUGUCGGAGGAGCUCGUGGCUGACCGCAGGGAGGCCGGGCUGCCCAUGACCACGCCUGCUGUCUCGCUGUCUCCCCGGCAGGUGCACGGCCCCCCAGACGAGUUCCUGGCGCCUCUAGACCAGCCGGUGCCCAAGUCGUGGGUGACAGUGGAGGAGGACUUUGUCUCUGUGCUGGCCAUCUACCAGUCUCACCUGGGAACCGACCUUUUCAUGGCGCCCUUUGCCUGCUUCAACGACGGCCUCAUCCACCUUUUCUACAUCAAGGCGGGCAUCUCCCGGGCAGCCCUGAUCCGCUUGUUCUUGGCCACGGAGAAGGGCACUCACUUUGACAUGGAGUGCCCGCACUUCAUCCACAUUCCUGUCCGGGCCUUCCGCAUCGAGCCCCUCACUCGCAAGGGGAUCCUCACCAUUGACGGAGAGAGGGUGGAGUACGGCCCCAUCCAGGGGCAGAUCCACCACUCGGUGGCCAAUCUAAUCACCGGCGUGAACCAGGUGAAGAUCACAGCGUUCUGACCCAGGAUGCGGGAGCACUUUGCAGAUCUGACAUAACUUUUGUUCUCUUCUGCCCCUUUGCUGCAAAGAGGGACCCUGAGGCUUGGGAUCGGGGGUACUGUCUGUGUGGGUAGCGGGUGAGCGUUCUGACUUGCAGUGCCCCCUCCAGCCACCCAGAUGGCAAGCUGCUUAAAACCUCCCUCUGCUCUUCUAGGCCUUGGCACACACAUACCAUAUAUUCCUUUAAUGAGCCUUUGGGUGGCAAGUCUUGCCCACUCCCCAUGAUCCUCUGCUGCUGUCCAUGCAACCUUUUGAAUGUUGACCUCCUCCUCCCUUCCUCACCCACCUGCAUAGGCCUGGUUUUGCCAGCCUGUUUUGCAUCUCCCAUCAAGAAGGAGCAGCUUGGCUACAGGACCCUUGGUGUGGUUUGGGUCGAGAAGUGAUGUAGCCUUUCCUCCCUUACAAGGCCCACCAUCCUCUCCACCUUGUUCCUUUUUGGGGAGGCCCUUCUAUUCCACUUUUCCAACCACUUGUCCCAGAGACGGGGGACACCUCUGCGCUACCCUGCUUGCCAGUCUGGGGCAGCAACACUGAAGACUCCCAUCCCUUUGCAGCUCAUGGUUCAGGGCCAUGUCUGAAGUGACAGGGAGAGAGAUGCUGGUGUGGGUUGGAGAGAUGAGUGGGGCACUGAGUGGGCUGGGGAAAUGCCACACCAACUUUCCUUCAAGCCAUGGGACCAAGAGUCACGUCCCAAUUUCUAGUGUUGUUCUCUCUCUCCACUCUUUUUGUGUCUUCUGCUGAAUCACACACCUCUCUCCUGCUAAAUGGGAGCCCCCUGACCCCUUUGAGGCCACCCUCUCUUCCCGAACUUGCAGCCCCUUUUUGCCUGUGGUUCACAAGAAGCCACUUAGAGAACACUAAGCCUUGCUUGCUGCUCCUCGUCUUUGUACGGUCUGCUCAGCCGGGGUGGAAGCAGGGUGGGGGUGUGUGUGAAAGCAGUGAGACCACUGUAGCAGGGAGUUGAAUGUAAGAGGCAGCCCACAAAACACUAACUUCUAUUUGACACCACCACCCCUCCUUUUAAACCCUUAACAGAACCGAAGGCAGCCGUUUCCCCUCCUCUCUAUGUCUACCCUGGGAAGGGAGAUCUGCCAUCUUUCUUCAGAGUUGUGUUUGGUUCUUCGGCCACCUCUCCUUCAGAGGGCGACCAAGGACAUUUAGGGCAAGGAAGGGACCACUUUCUCGACAGCCUUCUUUGGCUCCUUUCUAGCCAGCCGGAGGUGUAGUGAAAGGGGAUGGGACUGACCCCCAACCCCUGCACUAAUGACCUCCGAAUCUGGCUCUCUCUAGGAAUAAACUUGAUGAAUGUAACUGGAAUUUUUUCUUCUUCUCACGGGUGGGGGCUUAACUUUGGUAGGGCGGUUUGUUAUUAUUCUUUUCUCCCCACUAUGUGGGGGUUAACAAGCAAUUAAAAUGAUCCAAUACUGUAAUGGAAAUGUGUGUGUGUGUGCGUAUAUGAAAUGAUGUUCACCAUACAUGUAUUUGUCUGUGUCUCUUAAGAGAUGUCGAAUCAGGAGAUUUAAGUUGGCAGAUUCCACCGGCAAAA
Molecule: messenger RNA, 23408 nt
Organism: Podarcis lilfordi (Lilford's wall lizard)
Lineage: Eukaryota; Metazoa; Chordata; Lepidosauria; Squamata; Lacertidae
Source: the annotation of a GenBank genome assembly